Messenger RNA from Clarias gariepinus (North African catfish), 1058 nucleotides. It is a transcript of the gene pgrmc1, whose product is annotated as progesterone receptor membrane component 1. The record is from RefSeq and is a predicted model, not a curated record. Gene Ontology annotation, cellular component: endomembrane system; membrane. The coding region runs from base 24 to 569 and encodes 181 amino acids. Lineage: Eukaryota; Metazoa; Chordata; Actinopteri; Siluriformes; Clariidae. The transcript has 3 exons.
GAGAGAGCGAGUCAGAAACAAACAUGGCCGAAGACGAAAGCGAGCAGCAAACUUCUGGGGGUGUUUUCGAAGAAAUUUUCACAUCUCCUUUAAACCUGAGUUUGCUUUGCCUUUGUUUGUUCCUGGUGUAUAAGAUAUUUCGCGGAGACAAGCCUGCGGAUGAGGUGGAAGUGGAGGAGCAGCUGCCUAAAAUGAAGAAGAGAGACUUUACUCUGGAGGAGCUGAAGCAGUACGACGGAGUGGCAGAUCCCAGGAUCCUCAUGGCUAUCAAGGGCAAAGUGUUUGAUGUUACAAGAGGAAAGAAGUUCUACGGUCCUGAUGGCCCUUACGGAGUGUUCGCAGGCAGAGAUGCUUCCAGAGGAUUGGCUACGUUCUGUCUCGAGAAGGAAGCCUUGAAAGACGCGCACGACGAUCUUUCGGACCUCAACGCGACGCAGCAGGAGAGCCUGAGCGAGUGGGAGACGCAGUUCACCUUCAAAUACGACUAUAUCGGCAAACUCUUGAAGCCUGGUGAAGAGCCGACGGAGUACACGGACGACGAGGAAGUGAAGGACAAAAAGAAGGACUAGGUCAUGAGAAGCACCCAAACAUAUCUUCUCUCAGCAGUGCCUAAUGUACUCGCAAUCAUCGAUGUGUCCUGAUGAUAAUCCUGCUUCGCUCAGAAUGUUUAGUCUGAACCAACAUGCUUUCCAUAAUUAAUCUGUGCUAAGAUGAUUUCAAUUAGCAUUUUUCUUCCUUUCUUGUCUAUCUGACAGCAGGAGCAGGAGCUUAGAUGCAGUGUACGCGUGUAACGAAGACCACAAUUUUUUAUCACAGUGAUGCUUUGUUAAAGCAUUUUCUAAUAAUAAUAUUUAAAAUUCGAGUAGUUAUGAUGCACUACAUAUGCAUUUUAUAUUAUUAUGAGAUUUCAGUACAAUACAUGAAAGAAGCUGGGAUGUGAUUUGUAAUUCUGCACAUGUAGAUAAACUCUAACAUUCCAUGCCUGUGACCUUAAUAAUGAUAAAUGUUAAGGAAGCACUUGUACCUGAAAACACUUAAUAAAGCAAUUUUCAUAUUUA